Messenger RNA from Venturia canescens, 5225 nucleotides. It is a transcript of the gene Nepl16, whose product is annotated as Neprilysin-like 16. Gene Ontology annotation, molecular function: metalloendopeptidase activity. Bases 1251 to 3659 code for a protein of 802 amino acids. The transcript is spliced from 20 exons. The record is from RefSeq and is a predicted model, not a curated record. Lineage: Eukaryota; Metazoa; Arthropoda; Insecta; Hymenoptera; Ichneumonidae. Gene Ontology annotation, biological process: proteolysis. Gene Ontology annotation, cellular component: plasma membrane.
AUCUGCUCUGUGUACUCCGGCACGUUUUAUCCCCACUUUCUCCCGAUUUCGUACUGGGAUACGGACACAACUGUCGUUUGGUUUGGCCUUGAAUCCUCGGGAGGGGGAAAUGACCUGCGUUUGCUAGCUUGGCUUGGCUUAGUUUCCAGCCAGAUUUCAGAACUGCUGUACACAUAAUAAUAGAGCCUAUUGAGCAGAGCCUACGUUUUCUUUUCAAAAAUUCAGUUUUAUCCGUGAUUUUGCUUUUACCCUGCAAUUUUUUCUUUAAGUUUUACCUUUCAUUUAUUCAAUUGCAAGUACACGUGAGUGUUUGAAGUGCUCGUCGAACGAGUUAAGCAACUAUCAAAGAAGAUAAUGAUUAUAUAAACAUCGCGUUAAACUAUGGAAUGUUCUGAAGAGCUUGAUAUUGAACAAGCAUCUACGUCUGCAGACGUCAGAGACGUUCUCGAUGCGGAAGAUGAUGAAAGUAAACAGUGGGAAGAUGUUGAUGACAUUUGUUUACUUUGUGACAAGCCGAUUGAAGACUCAAAAUCGUGCACCGUUAAAGAAAGAGAUCAAUCGCCGCUUCGGAGGAAAGAGUGUCAUAGCUUAUCAAAUGGAAGAAUAAAGUUCUGAAAGAGAAGAAAGCCAAGAUUAACCAUCGUGAAGCAACCAAAUGUCCACAAAGUGUUAAAAAGUCCGUGAAAUCUCAGUGUGAUCAUAGUAAUAGGUCAGUCGAGAUAAGGCAGGGGGGAGGAGCAGGAAGGAGCAAGAGCCAACGCGAGGGUGUUAAGGGACCGCGAUGUGUAUCGGUGAAGCAGGAAGUAUGUGGAAGCGCGAGUUAAAGUCGAUUCCUAACCGGGCCUGACUCGGGUCGAGAUUGAUUCGAAAAAGUACGUGAUUAGAACGAAGCUCGGGGAACUUCGGCAAAUGUGGCUCUGUGCACGGUGAGCCGGGGAUACGGGGGCCGAGGGGCCCGCGGUGGCGGGGUCAGUGGGGCUAACGGAGGGCCCAGUGGGGCCCGUGGGGGAAGCACUCGAGCCCGAAGCAGGGCCGAGUCGGUCGUGAGGUUACCGCUGAGUCCUCGAACCCUGUGCGCCCCGGGGCCUGUGGCGGGGCCCCAUACAGGGGCCCAGGCCCAACAGCAUUCCCAGCAGCAUGGCCAACAGCAUGCCCAAUCUCGUGAGCACCAUGCCGCCUCUCAACCACUGACCGGAAGCGCUGGUACCGGCUCGGGCCUCGAAGAUGGCCCGGGCUCAGCGGAUGAACCGAUGGUACACGUGGAAAGGCCCCAACAACCUGGCACUUGGAUUUGCUGCGUGCCCUGCUAUUGGCUCCGACGCAGCAAAGCCGUCCACAAGGCCCUACUCACUUUCGCCAUGUUACUCGUCACCAGCUUACUCGUAACCAGCCCUGUACUCUUCCUCAUUACGACUCUGCCGGAAGGUGAUCAGCCGCGAGAUUGCGCGCCCCUCGACGAGCCAUGCAUAAGGGAACGUGACGGCACGGAAGGCGUGUGCGAGACGAAAGCUUGCCAGGAGGCUUCGAAGAGGAUGCUUGUCUCAAUGAAUACUGGGGUUGACCCCUGCACCGACUUUUAUCAGUUCGCCUGUGGCAAUUUUCGUGAUCGUGAACCCUAUCAACCGAGUUCGAGCUUUUCCAUGCUCCAGAUUCAGGUCGACCGUCACAUUGAGAAAAUGCUCGUCAACGAAACUGGCAAGAUGACUGGUGUAUUCGAGAAACUUGGUCUGUUUUACGAGAGUUGCCUACGGUUUGGAAAGAGGGAAGUCGACUUCGCACCGGUGUACAACCUCCUCGAAAAACUGGGCGGCUAUUUACCCCCGAGGAGUUCCGCCCCCGCGGACAUAACUCCUUUGGUCUCGUCGCUACUCGAAGUUGCUGGUGCACCGCUUUUCGACCUUUACGUCGAUGUCGAUCUGUACGACCGUUCGAGAUCAUCAGUGUUUCUCGAUCUACCCUCGAAAUACCAAGCCGACACUUUUUUCACCGAGAAACAGGAAGACGGGCCGAGAUGGCGCGAAGGAUUUUUGAAGGCAGAAGGAAGAAAUAAACGUUCGAAUCCGGCUGAGAGCAGGGCCUACACAUUUAUCAAGAACGCGAGAGAAGAGCAGAGAUCUCGCAGGAUCGAGAAAAUCAUUGAAGGCCUCUUACCCAAGGACAUGGACCCGAGGGAAAGAAGCUCCGAGGCCGAUCAGUUGUUGCAAUUUUGCCUCGCACUCAACAAGAUAUAUCCCAGGCACAAAGAUCUGUACAAUUGGGUCGAUGUCGAUCAGCGGGUCUACGUGCCUUAUAACUUGACCUACCUCCAAGAGAGCUUCGGUUAUAUAAGGUGGGGGACGCUGCUAAAUGAUACAUUGGGCACGACGACCACCGGGUUCUACGGGCAUGGUACUUCUCGUGCUGGUCAUGCGAAGGAUGAUCGUCUGGUCUACGUUUAUGUCACGGCGCCACGAUAUUUUCGCUCUCUUGGCAGGCUACUUAAUCGUUUUUCCAAACGGGUCAUCCACAAUGGGCUGCUGUUGCUCUAUGCUGUCGACACGUUGCAUGACAUCGUGAACGUGACCGCGAGCGCACAUUGGAACGAGUCGUGCAGCAAACUGACGAAAAAUAUAUUCGGCGAGAUCGUUGGGGCGCUCUACGUACAACAAUAUAGGCCGGACUAUCUGGAAACCCUCGCUAACAGGGUUUCCGGACUCUUUGAGCGCGUUAAAGAGACACUGGCAGAACGAAUGCUCGUUAUGUCUUGGCUCGAUGAUGAUACCAGGGCCCAAGCUCUUCUCAAGCUCGACGCGUUGCGUGGAAAGUUUCACGUUUGGCCUGGUUUCCACAACGAGAGCCUACUAGCACGCGAAAUGACCGAGGUGGAAAUCGAUCCUGACGACUAUUUUGCGAACGUCAUCCGACGGUUUCGACAGACUCGCAGCCCCAACGGACAGUUGAUGCGGAGAAACAUGAGUGACAGUCGUUCCGCAUUUUCAAGGUGGCGCCAUCCCUACGCUGUUAACGCUUAUUAUGAGUCUUCAACCAAUUCAAUCGUAAUACCACUCGCUAUGAUGACUGCCUGGUCAUGGUCCUGGGACGGAGGACCAUCUUACGCUGCCCACGCAACUCUCGGUUCGGUUAUAGCUCACGAGAUUUUGCACGCAUUUGAUCUCCAUCACCGUCGAUUACCUAUUGAUCCCGAUGUCGUUAACGAUCAAUGGCUUUGGAUAACACCGGAAGCCUGGAGCCGUCUCGAAGCUAAAAUCGAGUGUGUUGCUCGGUUAUACGCUAAAAGAUUCUGGAGGAAGGUCAAGUUCUUCGGCAAUUACGUCGAUGUUCAGUUCGACUGGAACGUGACGAGAAACGAGAACGUUGCUGAUAUCGGUGCUCUGCAGAUCUCUCAUCAGACCUGGUACACAUUGAGCAAUGGAAGAGACCGUACUCUGCCAGGUCUGGAGGCCCUUCGUCCGAGCCAGUUGUUUUUCUUAAGCGCCGCCCAGACUUAUUGUUCUAACAUGACUGCCGAGGCCUACAUCCUCUCCGUCGAGCUCGAUUACCAUACACCUUAUCCAGAGAGGGUCAACGUCGUAAUGAUGAACUCGCCGGCCUUCGCCGAAGCCUUCCGUUGUCCUACCACUGCUCGGAUGAAUCCAUCCAACAAAUGUAGCACGUGGUGAGAUUUGAACCGAGGUGCGGGGACCACUUUGCGUUAAAAUCGUGCUGGCUAAAUGUGACGUUUGUUCAACGGUUAUCCGACGACGUGGCUCAAUUCGCGCGAGGCAUCUUUACGUAUUUUAUUCUCCAUUCGUCGUCAUUUUAUCUUUUUCACUGACGGCUACAAGCGGAGUCGUUUGUCGGAGGAAUUUUAGCACUUUCCGGAAAUGAAAAAGCGUCGAUCGAGCCAUCAUUUUUGGCGAAUUCGAUUGGGUACACUCGAAAAAAACGAGGGAAUUGCGCGCGAACGAAGAGCAAGUUCAUAGAAGAGGACGCAAGGAGAAAACGGAAGACAAAGAGCGAGAGAGAGAGAGAGAGAGAGAGAGGAAAAUGAGAGAAUAAGAGAGAAAGAUAUAAAAGAAUAAAUUGAUAAAAAUAUAUGUUUCCUAUGCCGGGGAAUCUCUUGUAGAUUCGGAGUGCGACGAAAAUGGAUCUCGUGCGCCGGUCGUGCGACGAUAUAAAAAUGAUGGGUCGCGGUGAUAGAUCGAGAAAAUAAGCUUUGUUAUAGUGUUUUCAGAGUCUAAUCGACGUUCGUGACGGUGAGAAUUUUCAAACGCGUUUAUCGAUCGCCCGUUGUUCUAAGGGCAAAUGUGAAGGAACGAAAUUUUAAAGAUUUGAGAUAACCAAGCGGAGACCGUUCAUCCUUUGGAUUCUUUUAUUGAAGAAGAAGCUUUGAACGAAAAUAUUAGAAUAAAAAUGAUUGAUCCGAUAUGACGGACAAUGAUACGAAACCAUGUGGAAUGUAUACUCAAAUGAGAUACGAUAGAUGAAAAAGUAAAAAAAAAAAAUGAACGAAGAGUGUAUAGACCGAAGAGCAAUAAAAAAAAACGUUUUAAGAUAAAUAAGAAUAAACGAAAAAGUUAAAUGGGUUUAGGGAAGCUUGAAUAAAGUUAUUUUUCGCAAAAUCGUAGCAUAAUAUUUCGUCAUUAGUUUCACACAAAGAUGGAAUAAGAACAGAAAAAAAUGAUCAAGUGGCUAGUAAAGGCACACAAAAAUGGACGAUUCGCAAUAAUAAAAAUUCUUAUAUUUGUUGUUCGAGUUGCAAAUUAGUGUACGUAGAAAAACAAAAAACAAAAAAAAAAAACAAAAAACAAAAACAAACAAAUGCAAAAACAAAAAUGUGUUUUUAAUUUCGUCUCUUCUCUAUGGUUUAUCGACGAGCGUUAUUCCGUAGUGAUUAGUGUUGAAAGCAAACAAUCGCGAACUGUGAUAAUUCUUCGGCAAUUGCGCAAUUCGAAGGAUCCGUCCUGAUCGUCAACGCGUUCGAUCGAUCAGACGAAUAUAAUUAACCAAUCGGCUCAAUCACAUGCUACAAGUGUCUCCGAUCCAUUUGGCGGGUUUCAAAUUUUUCAAUAAAUUCCAUAAGAAGAAGAAGAAGAAGGAAGAUUAAAAUUCAACGAUGAGGAGGACGGAUCCGUCUUGAUCGAAUCGAAAGCAUAAAGUAGAUAAAAUCGUUUAAAUCACCAUUGUAAAUGUACACCGCUGAGCAUACGACUCUUAUUGCAAAAUAAAUAUGAUUUAUACAAAAA